Messenger RNA from Salvia splendens (bonfire salvia), 438 nucleotides. RefSeq names its product nodulin-related protein 1. The coding region runs from base 1 to 438 and encodes 145 amino acids. The record is from RefSeq and is a predicted model, not a curated record. The transcript has a single exon. NCBI's taxonomy places the organism in Eukaryota, Viridiplantae, Streptophyta, Magnoliopsida, Lamiales, Lamiaceae. Gene Ontology annotation, biological process: regulation of abscisic acid biosynthetic process; response to heat.
AUGAAUUUCCUAUCAAAUUUAACCAAGAAUGAUGAUGCCGCACAACUACACAAAGUUCCCGGUGCCGGCGACGACCAAGCCGGCGAGGCCCAAGCCGGCGAGGCCAGCCAGAAGCCCACCACGAGCGAUCUAAUACACAGUGCCCAGGUGGUGGCGGGUGCAGCGCAGGCCCACUUCGGCAGCGAGCCGGAGAAGUUCGACAAGGGAGAGGUCGCCGGCGCCUCUGCUGACCUCAUCGGCGCCGCCUCUGACUACGCCAAGCUCGACGACAAGCAGGGUAUCGGGAUGUACGUCGACAAGGCCGAGGACUACCUCCGCCACUACAAGGGCGCCGACGCCCCCGCUGCCAAGCCAGAGGCCGCGGGCGGCGAAGGCGCGGAUAAGAAGGCCGACGACGGCGGUCUCAUGAAGAUGGCCGGAGAUUUCUUGAAAAAAUAG